AAGUCAGGAAAACUAAAAUACUUCUCCAAGGAAUUACUUCCCGCGACUGAGUAGUAUUUGAACUCAUGAGUCACGCACGCACUCACGAAUGGAAACAUCGCUUGAUUUUUGAAUGCUUUAACGGAUCAUCAACACGCUGGUCAAGCAUAAAAUAUUCAUGUGGAGGUUUUCCGAAGUAUCCUGGCGACAGGAAAAUCUAAACACAUAUCCUCAUUUACCGUUAUAAAAUAGACGUGUUAAGUGUGUCCCUGUAUUCGCGAUUCUUGGCCGUUCAGAGAAGAUGAAACAUCAACAAGUGGUGGUGGAUUACUGGACGAUGGCAAAGACGUCCUUAACGUAUCUCAUCCUCGUGGCCGGAGCGUGGGUCAUGUUCAGGCUUUUUCAUGCCGUUUUCUGGUUUCCCCAAAUGAUGCAGCAGAAGCAUGAGGAGCUCGCUCAGACGAUUGAGUACCACUCGAAGAGGCUGCAGGAGUCUAUGGAGAAGAAUAAGGAACAGAUCGAGGGGACAGUGACUGAGUCAAGCGAACCACCUGCAGAGGAGGAUAAGAAGGACAAGUAG
Molecule: messenger RNA, 559 nt
Organism: Phlebotomus argentipes
Lineage: Eukaryota; Metazoa; Arthropoda; Insecta; Diptera; Psychodidae
Exons: 2
Coding region: 281-559 (92 amino acids)
Source: RefSeq, a predicted model, not a curated record